Pisolithus orientalis is the source of this 367-nucleotide messenger RNA. RefSeq lists its product as uncharacterized. Bases 1 to 330 code for a protein of 109 amino acids. The transcript has a single exon. Lineage: Eukaryota; Fungi; Basidiomycota; Agaricomycetes; Boletales; Pisolithaceae. The record is from RefSeq and is a predicted model, not a curated record.
AUGGUGGUCGUGAAUAUGCUCUCCAACUAUGUGACGCUAUGCAAGCAGCCCGCUACCGGGUCUGUCAUGGAUGAAUUCAACGAGAAACUGGAGGCGUUUUACACUGCAGGCUUCUUCCAUGGCGAUAUUCAUGAUGUGAAUGUCAUGGUGUCACACAAUGGAAAGACGUUCAAGAUAAUUGAUUUCAACUGGGCAGGGAGAACAGGUGAAGCGCGAUAUCCACUUGACUUAAGCAGGAGAGAGGUAUAUGGAGGCCAGAUGAUGUGGCUGGCAUGGAAUCCAUCUGCAAGGAGCAUGAUCUGGGACAAAUCUGUUCUGAUGGUACUAUGAUAUUGAAAUGCCAGGGGAUGUUGGAGACAUGCCUUAC